Molecule: messenger RNA, 2214 nt
Organism: Chaetura pelagica (chimney swift)
Lineage: Eukaryota; Metazoa; Chordata; Aves; Apodiformes; Apodidae
Gene: CHADL
Product: chondroadherin-like
Exons: 4
Coding region: 1-2214 (737 amino acids)
Cellular component (GO): plasma membrane
Molecular function (GO): protein binding
Source: RefSeq, a predicted model, not a curated record
AUGAGGCUGUGCUGGGGGCUCCUCCUGCUCACUGUGGCUCUGGUACUGGGGGGGACGGCUGCAGCUCGCUGCCCCACACCCUGCAUCUGUGACAACCUCCAUGCCCAUGUCCUCUGCCUCAAUGGGAACCUGACAGCUGUCCCCAUUGCUAUUCCACAGCUCACCAAAAAACUGGACCUUCGGGGCAACAGCUUCACAGUCAUCCCAGUGGAAGCCUUCCUUGCCACCCCAUACCUCACACACUUGGACCUGCAGCACUGCAAGGUGGAAAGGCUGGAGGAAGGGGCUUUCCGGGGGCUAGGGAGGCUGGUCCACCUCAACCUGGCCUCCAAUGGCAUAGCCCUCCUCUACCAGGAGUCCCUGGAUGGGCUUUCAUCCCUUCAGCACCUCACCCUGGAGGGGAACCGCAUUGAGGAGAUCCAGCCAGGUGCUUUUGGCCAUCUGGGGUCUCUCACUGUCCUCGACCUGAGGGCAAAUGCCUUGGUCUACCUCCCAGACAUGGUCUUCCAGGGUUUGCAGGCCCUCAGGUGGCUCCGGCUGUCCCACAAUGCUCUCCAUGUGCUGGGCAGCGAGGCCUUUGCUGCCCUGCCUGCCCUGCGCAGGCUGAGCCUGGACCACAACGAGCUGCAGGCGCUGCCGGGAGAGGCCCUGGCCAGGCUUGAUGGGGCCACCCGGCUGGACCUGGGCCACAACCCCAUCACCUACCUGCCCGAGGAGGCCCUGGCCAUGGCCUCUCUGAAGCACCUCUCCCUGGACCAUGCCGCUCUCCAGGACGUGGCACCCGAUGCCUUCACCCACAGCCCCCAGCUGCGAACGCUGGACCUCCGCAAAAACCAGCUGCGGGGGCUGCUGCCCCUGGCUGGGGCCGGGGAGCUGGCGCGGGUCAGCCUGGCGGGGAACCCCCUGCUCUGCUCCUGCCUCCUGCGCCCCUUCCACAGCUGGCUGACCAGGGCGCGGGUGCAGGCAGAGGGCUCCUGUGCUGCACCCCCUGCCCUCCGUGGCCGGGCCCUCGACUCCCUGCGGUCCCUCGAGAUGCGGUGCGGCCACCCCCGGCCGCCCCCUAGACCCCCCACCCCCUCGGAGCAGCCAAGGGGGGCCGGCAGCGGGCAGUGCCCCCGGGGGUGCUCCUGCUCCCCUGAUUUCCGUCACGGGUCCUGCGAGAACAGGGGCCUGCAGGAGAUCCCCCGGGGCUUCCCCAAGGACAGCCGCCUCCUCGACCUGCGCCGAAACACCUUCGGGACAGUGCCUCCAGGUGCCUUCCCUGGCCUGAAGGAGCUGGUGUCCCUCCACCUGCAGAGCUGCAGCAUCAGGGUGCUGCUCCCUGGGGCGCUGCAGGGGCUGGAGAGCCUGGUCUACCUCUACCUCACCGACAACCACCUCUCCACCUUGGCAGCUGCCACCUUCAAAGGGGCUCCACAGCUGGCCUACCUCAACCUGGACCACAACACCUUCACCCACCUGCCUGCUGGCGCCUUCCAGCUCCUGCCCAACCUCAUCUCCCUCCACCUGCAGCACAACGCCAUCAGGGAGAUAGGAGAGCGUGACCUGGCCGGGACCCAGGGGCUGCGCUGGCUCUACCUCGCUGGGAAUGCCAUCAGGCACAUCUCCCCUGCUGCCCUGGCUCCUGCCAAGAUGCUGGAGAAGCUGCACCUGGAGGAAAACCACCUGGCGGAAGUGCCCACAGCCGCCCUGCGGGGCCUGUCGGCCCUUAGUGAGCUGAAGCUGUCCCGAAACCCCAUCAAGCGCGUGCAAGAUGGUGCCUUCCUGCCAGUGGCCUCCAGCCUGCAGCACCUCUACCUGGACAACAUGGGCCUGGAGUGGAUUUCCCCUGGUGCCUUCUCUGGCCUUGGUCCCAAGAUCAGAAGCCUCUACCUGGAGAGCAACAAAAUGAGCAACAUCCCCAACAUGAGCAACUUCACGGGGCUGGAGAUCCUCAACCUGAGGGACAUUCCUUUCCACUGCGACUGCCAGCUCCUCCCCCUGCACAGGUGGAUCAACAAACUCAACCUCCGUGUAGGGGCCACCUGCAUGUCCCCUGAACAAGCUCAGGGGCUGAAGGUGAAGCUUUCCACCACUUUCCUAACCUGCCCUGGGCAGGGAAAAGGUGAGGCUGGGGGAGCCAGUCCUGACAAGGCCAAGGGUGUGAGCAAGCCCAGCAAGGAAAAGAGAUGGGGAAAAUCAACAGCCAGAGGCUUCAAGAAGAGCAGAGCUUAA